AUGUCAACGUCCUCAUCGUCGAACACCGGCCGAGUGGGUACUGGCGGCACAGGGGGUUCCGCUCCGGGCUCAGGAAACGGUGCAGGUGGUGCAGGUGGUGGAAAUGGAAGUGGUGAGGGUAGAGGGUGCGGUCAGGGAGCACAUUCCAUCGAGGGUUUGAAAGAGGUAUUCUUCCUCCUGCUAUCGAACCCAUCACCGACAAUCAGCCUACUAUUGCUGCUCUUUUCUGGGUGCAUCGUUAUACGCUUGUUUGGGAUUCUAAUUUCUCGAAAGGCGGUCGUGAGUGCUCGGGCUCAAACCGGCCGAAAGAAGAGCCGAUUAUAUCAGGCAACUACGGUCUCUGCGUCCAGUUCUCCCGGCCCACCUGAUGCACCCGAAGUUGCCUCCGUGGCUGCCUCCACGACUGCCUCAUCUGUUACGGCUACGAAGGGAUUUAGAGCUGGAGGGGAUGUUGUUCGGUCAUUUUCGGGUGCCGGGGCCACGUCCGCUUCUCGAGUGAGGCACCCGACGGAUCCUACACCUACUCCAUCAUACCCAUUCCCUCGGAUGGAGACACCGAGAACUCUAUCCAGUGGCAGCGUAUCGGCUGCUUUCGACUUGAACAUGUCAUCGGGUAUGGGCCCCCAAGAUAAGCCUAUUCCAUCCGGUACCAAUACCCCUGCUUCAUUUGCUUUCCAACCCCCCGGUGCCCAACCCAUAGCUUCAUGGGAGAACCCUGACUUUCCUACACCAAAUAUGUAUGAGCUUGCUCUGCUAUUACACUCCGAGGCUGGGAUAGACGCCUUCUGGAGUAACAUCGUCAAGAUCGCUACCAGUUGUUAUAAGGCAGAGCGAGUUACAUUGGCAGUACCGUCCGAUCUUACGGACCUAGAGAAUACCCCUUGGGGCCAAAAGGCUACUUUUAACAUUGCUGAAGAUGAUUGCUUGUCAUUAACUUAUAUGGGAGAUGCGGGGUGUGUGGAUGAUCGAGAAGAGUCAUCGCCUGAGGAAGACGAUGGAACCCAUGACGUCCCUAUCCCCAAAGAGUUUGGUUCACCAACACAAUCGGAAAAUAAGGCUGGAUGGGAAGGGCUCGGAUCGAAAGUGGAACACGAUGAUGAUCUUGCCGAACCUUUGCACAUCGAUAUGAAUCCGGAUGAACCAUUUACUCCGGUGACCAUCGGAUUGGCGGAAAGUUGUCAUGACAGUGCAAGGGAGUCGGACUGGCUUUCUGAGACUAGCAGCCUGUCACCAUUGGAGCCUCCCCAGCCCCCACCGUUGCCCCCAGAGUUGGGAAGACAAAGGCGGAGGGAUAUGUCUCCUUCCGGAGGUGCCGAUGAUGAGAUUAGGGGUCGGGUGUUCAAGACGCUGCAACCCUUAAAUUAUGAGGCCGAUGCGUUGUUGGAUGGUGCUGGUGUUAGUAGGGUAUUACAGCGGGGGAAGGUUGUGGUUUUAGGGAGGGAAUAUAGGGACGUCAAGACUCAUCUUGAAGGGUUAGAAAAGCGGCGGAAGGAGGCUAGGGAAGCCGAGGAAGCUGCUGCUGGAAAACCCUCACCACCCAAUGUUUCCGGCGGCCCAGCAAAAUCGUCUGUGUCGAUACCUGAAGCAGCGUCGACACAGGGUGUGGAGAAACUUGACCUGAGUUCGGUGAACAAUGGGAUGCCACAAAUACCCUCACAACCUCCCACCCCAUUAUUUUUUGCCGCGCGUUCCGAAUCACCGGAUAAAGCCCACUCUUACGAGGAGUACGAGCAGGCCCUCACGUCGCCAUGGAGCCAAUCACCGGCUCCAUCUCCGGCACCAAAACAGGAUCCGCACGAAAAUCCCUUCUUUGCUCUACCAAAGGUUGACGAGGAAUCAUUCGAUCCCCAAGUAAGCAGCCCUGUGUACUCGACCCAAGAGCGGGUCAAUGCGAUUGGAUUCGAGAGUGCGUGGACAGUUAUCCACAUACCCCUAGUUCAUCCUAGUCAGUCCAAACAUGAUCCGGCGAGUCACAAGAAGGCUCCUAUCGCCAUUCUUUCGAUAUUGAGUCCUGUUAUCCCGUACCCGAGGAAUUUGAUUCACUCACUCUCACAUUUUGCGCCAUUGGCUGCUACGGCAUUUUCUUUGGCGCAAAGCCAUGCCAAUGUCGUGAAUCAACUCACUCACUUACGAUAUGGGAGACCCUUCGAGCGGAAGAUGGAUGUGGAGUCGAUAUUGACCAAUUCUUUCCAUUAUCCCACCCCUCCCGAUAAUUUCGGCGGUGCGAGCGUUACGAGUCCGAGUGAGAUUAGCAGUUCGCUAUCGAAGGAUAGUUCGUCAAGGGUUGCGAGCCCUGGUUGGGAGGGUGUCACCUUAGGGAUGACAGGUCCUCAUGGUAGCGGGUCGGGUAGCAGGUCGUGGAAUAAUAGUGCGGCUAGCACCCCCGCUAGUCCGGGGAUGGAACGACAGGACGAAUAUUUUGGACCACCUCCACGGGGAGGGAAGAUAUUUAGUAGGCAGAAUAGUGGGAAUGUUCCAACGCUAUCCACCUUGCGAGCUAGGAUUCCCAUGGUAGAAUUGAAGGUUCGGAUAGAGGAUGAGGGGACUACAGGCUCCAGCGGAACAGCCAAGGGAAAGAGACGGGAGAGUAGUCAUGCUGCGCAGAGGAGGAGGGCCGAUAUGGGCAUGGGCUCAAGUAAGUUCCCUAAUCAUACGGAUCUACGGAGGGGUACAAACCCAAAUAAGACACCGACGCAACACCUUGGUGCGAUCGCAGCCGAAGGGGCAUCACCACCCGUAUCACCGGGACCGGAAAUAGCACACCAGCAUCGCCGCGGUCGAGGCGUUCCCCGGAGGAAGAGGCCAGGGCUAUCUCCGGGCUACCCACAUACUUUGCUGCAUUCGUAUGGGGCAGAUUAUGCAGCAACGUUCCAAUCAUUAUAUGCUACAACGUCACUUCCCGGGGCUCCAUCUGGACGGCAUGGUAUAUCCUCUAAGUUGGCUACUUCUAUCCAGCCGUUGAAUGAAAUGCCACCCCCAUCCAACAGGUUGCUAAGGACAAUUAUUGAUUCUAUACCAGUUCAUGUUUUCACGGCUUUACCACACAACGGGGAAACCACCUGGGUUAAUGCUAGGAUGCUGGACUACAGAGGAUCCACGGUCGAAGAGCUCAUAAAAGGACCUUGGGAUGCCCUUCACCCUGACGACCGGGGCGAUUAUGUGAAACGAUGGGGAACUGCCAUUCGGAAGGGUGAAGCAUUCUCACAUCAGGUCCGGAUCCGCCGGUUCGAUGGCAUUUAUCGGUGGUUCAUGAUCCGUGCUGUUCCGUUACGAGAUUCGCGAGGUAUCAUUGUGCAUUGGUUCGGCACUAAUAUGGAUAUUCAUGAUCAGAGGUUGGCGGAGGUGGAUGCCGCGCGUCAAUCAGAGAUGGCCGAAUCGGAGUCUAAAUAUAGGUCGCUUGCGAACUCAAGUCCACAGAUUGUUUUUGCUGCCACUUCCAACGAUGGGAUUACCUAUGCCAAUACCCAAUGGCAGGGAUACUCCGGACAGACUCUUCCCCAGGCCUUGCAAUUGGGAUUCAUGGAACAUGUUCAUCCUGCGGAUAGACACAAGUGCGCCUUGCCGGGACCGGGGGAGACUUUGGUUAAUGGCCUACCAUGCCUUGGUAAUUCAUUCAAGAUGACAGCGGGUGGGGGAAACCUUGGAGCCUCUGGAUCUGGAAAAUUCGAGGAAGAGAAGCCCACCUUCUCUACGGAACUCAGGCUCAAAGAUAAGCAUGGCAAUUACCGUUGGCACUUGGUUAGAUGUGUUGGCGUAGAGACCAAUUUCGGCACCGGGGAUGGCCAAUGGUUUGGAACUUGCACGGAUAUCAAUAAUCACAAAUUGCUCGAGCAGAGGUUGAAGGAAGCGAAGGAUGCUGCGCAGAAGACUAUGGAGAGCAAGACGAGGUUUUUGGCUAACAUGAGUCAUGAAAUCCGAACUCCGCUUAUCGGUAUAUCGGGAAUGGUUAAUUUUCUCCUCGAUACUCCGUUGAAUGGGGAGCAGCUCGACUAUUGCCACACAAUUUCCCAGAGCUCGGAUGGGCUUUUGAGCGUCAUCAAUGACAUUCUCGACUUAUCUAAGGUUGAGGCUGGCAUGAUGAGGAUGAAUCCUGAAUGGUUUAGGAUCAAUACUUUGAUUGAAGACGCCAAUGAGCUUCUAAGUGCAAUGGCCGUCGCUAAGGACCUUGAGCUAAGCUUUAUCGUUGAAGAUGAUGUGCCACCCGUGGUUUGCGGUGAUCGGGUUAGGCUCAGGCAGGUAAUGUUGAACGUCAUUGGGAAUGCUAUCAAGUUCACUACCAAGGGCGAGGUUUUCUCGAGGUGGUCUGUCAUAAAAGACGCCCAGGUUGGGGAAGGCGAGGUCAUGCUGCAAUUCGAGUGCCAUGAUACCGGACCUGGUUUCGACAGAAAAGAUGAAGAGUUGAUGUUCAAGCCAUUUAGUCAAAUUGACGGAUCGAGCACUCGAGAGCACGGGGGUAGCGGGCUUGGCCUGGUCAUCUCACGGCAGCUUGUUGAACUCCAUGGUGGGCGGAUGACAGCGAAGAGCCAGAAGGGCAAGGGAUCGACGUUUAUCUGUAGCUCGAAGUUUAGGCUUCCACGGAAUCCCACAGAUUCGUCGACUACCCCGCAAGCUGCGGUUACACCUUCGGCAAUUACCGAGUCACCUGGCCAAAAACGGGGCAUUCUUGAAUCUGCCAGGCUCAACGAUUAUCGAUCAGACACUCCUCCAGGCCCAGCAUUUAGUGAAGGUCAUUCUUUAGGUACCCUAUUCUCGGCUAGCCAUGAACCUGGCUCCGCGGCCUCUAUCCGACCCACUGGGUCUGCAGUCGGGCAGGUGCAUGGUCUCCCAAUCCGGUCACCGCCUGAUCCCGCUGCCAUGCGACUUUCCCUUCCAUCUGGAGUCCAACAGAAGUACAUGGCAUAUACUCCUCCCCAACCCGGGCAGCAUAAUUCAGCAAAUUAUCACGGUCCUCCAAUAGGUUCCGAGCUUGGCCGUGCAGUCUCCCCUCCGAUGUUUUCCAUAUUAAUUGUUUCGGAGCAACAUUAUUCCCGAGUCGCUAUUGCCCACCAUAUCAGGGUGACGUUACCUAAGGGUAUUCCAAAUCAGAUCACGGAUGUGUCUAAGUUUUCCGAGAGUAAGGAUUUGAUUGGCGGAGAGGAUCCCGUUGUGUUUACUCAUGUUGUCAUUAAUCUCCCUGAGCAUUUGGAGAUUAUCGAGCUCUUGACUAUGCUAUUGAACAGUUCGAUCCAUUCGCAGACAACCACCCUCGUUCUCACAAAUCCUACGCAAAGAGCGACCAUCAUGCAAGGUGCAGCAGAUGUGUGCGAUCGCAUGAGCUUGAGAUUGCAGUUCAUUUACAAACCCAUCAAACCCUCACGUUUCGGAGUCAUAUUUGAUCCGGCCAACGAAAGAGAUGCCUCAACAGAUAGAAAUAGAGAUUCUGCACAGCAGGUUGUAGAGAGCCAGAAGAGGGUUUUCAGUCAGAUGGAGAAAGAGGUCGGGAAUAAAGGGUAUCGGGUGUUACUUGUCGAGGACAACAGAGUGAAUCAGAAGGUUCUAUUGAGGUUUUUGGCCAGAGUUGGGUUGGAAGUUGAGACGGCAAGCGAUGGCGAGGAGUGUGUCGAGAGGGUCUUUGAGCACGAGCCGGGGCACUAUGGGCUAAUACUUUGCGAUCUCCACAUGCCAAGAAAAGACGGAUUCCAGGCCACCAAGGAAAUCCGUCUCUGGGAACAGGAACACAAAGCCCAUAGAGUACCUAUAGUAGCCCUUUCAGCGAACGUGAUGUCGGACGUGGCGGAUCGGUGUAUUGCUGCCGGCUUUUCUCGAUAUGUUUCGAAACCUGUGGACUUUAAAGAAUUGAGCUCAACGAUCAAGGACUUGUUGCAGGAUUCGCAGGAAGGCGAAUUCGAUCACAUUGAGUAA
This is a messenger RNA of Tuber melanosporum (Perigord truffle), 5901 nucleotides long. RefSeq lists its product as uncharacterized. The transcript is spliced from 7 exons. Gene Ontology annotation, biological process: phosphorylation; phosphorelay signal transduction system. Bases 1 to 5901 code for a protein of 1966 amino acids. The record is from RefSeq and is a predicted model, not a curated record. NCBI's taxonomy places the organism in Eukaryota, Fungi, Ascomycota, Pezizomycetes, Pezizales, Tuberaceae. Gene Ontology annotation, molecular function: protein binding; phosphorelay sensor kinase activity.